Molecule: messenger RNA, 1011 nt
Organism: Cladocopium goreaui
Lineage: Eukaryota; Dinophyceae; Suessiales; Symbiodiniaceae
Source: the annotation of a GenBank genome assembly
AUGAUCAUGAAGCGCAUCUUCACUAGCAGUAGCUCUGAUGUUUCAUCAGCUUUGGAACAUCUGAGAUCUCGGGCCCACAUGCUUGGAACAUCGCUUUCCGAUCCUGACCAUAUCCGGCGGAAAAAUCCUGAUGCGCUGACCAGGGCCUCGAUGAACCCCGGGAAUUACUUCAGGCUGAUCACUGCGCGCUCGGAAUUGAAAGAGUUUCAGAGCAUGUUGAAGAGCAACCAAGUGAAAGAACGGACAGGGUCGGCUGGCUAUGAGAUUUCUUCCUUUGAUGUGAUGCAUGAAAGAUGGUCAUUGUGCCUCACGCAGACGGUGAAGCUGAUGAGGUCCGAGUACAAAGAACACAUGUGCAUCAAACACAAAAAUGCAGAUCCCAACCAAGCCACAUGGAAGUUGUAUCUCCCACUGGCAGAGGGAUGUGCUUUCAAUGGGCCGGAGGAGUUCUUUCGUUCUGGCCACCACAGCCGUCUGUGGACUUUGGUCAAGAAGCAUCUGAGCCCAAGCACAGCGGCAAAGGAUGGUUGUCGCUGCCAGACAAUGCCUUGCCUUUCUAACGGUGCUUCCACUCAUAGCCACGUUCUAGUGAUCAAAAUGCCAGCCCUUUUGGGAACCAGCUUGAAUCAUGUGGCCGGGCUUGCUUCAGUUUGGUAUUGGAACUUGGAGCGGGCGGAGUUUUCCAUGGGAUAUGACCGCAUGGAGUUUCGCUUGAUGGAGUACAAACUGACUACGGAGGUCAUGCCAGAUUCUUGCACAGUCCCGGACAUCGCGGCGCGCAAACGUGCUGCGGAGCAAGGAUUGGAGAAGUGGAGGCUGUUUGAAGAGUUGGAGUACCACCAGGGCGAGGUGAAGCACAUCAAGUUAGCCAUGCGUCACAUGGGCGAGCAGAGGGCGAACUCUGAGCCGAGUCCCCAACGCACUGCUGAGCCUGCCAGGUCUUCCUUUACGACUUCCGAAGACGAAGUCGAUGACAAUGAAUUUCUCCCAUUGGUACUCUCAUUGGUGUGA